AUGUGCCGGCGCCUGCCCGGCCUCCUGCCGCCGCGGCUGCUGCUGCUGCUGCCCCGGCCCGUGCGGCCGAUCGUGCCCGGCCCGGCGCCCCCGGCGCCCCCGCCCCGCCCGCGGCCGCCCGGCCCGCGGCCCCCCGGCCCCCGCAUGGCCCCGCCCCGCAUCGGGACCCACCACGGCGUCUUCCACUGCGACGAGGCGCUGGCGUGCGCGCUGCUGCGCCUGCUGCCCGAGUACCGGGAGGCGGAGAUCGUGCGGACGCGGGACCCCGAGAAGCUGGCGGCUUGUGACAUCGUGGUGGACGUGGGCGGCGAGUACGACCCGCAGAGGCACCGCUACGACCACCACCAGCGGUCUUUCACAGGGACCAUGAGCUCCCUGGCCCCCGGGAAGCCGUGGCAGACCAAGCUGAGCAGCGCGGGACUCGUCUACCUGCACUUCGGCCACAAGCUGCUGGCCCAGCUGCUGGGGACCAGCGAAGAGGACAGCGUGGUGGGCACCCUCUAUGACAAGAUGUACGAGAACUUCGUGGAGGAGGUGGAUGCCGUGGACAACGGCAUCGCCCAGUGGGAUGGGGAGCCGCGCUACGCGCUCACCACCACGCUGAGCGCCCGGGUGGCUCGCCUCAACCCUGCCUGGAACCAGCCCGACCAAGACACGGAGGCUGGGUUCCAGCGCGCAAUGGAGCUGGUUCGGGAAGAGUUCCUGCAGAGACUGGACUUCUACCAGCACAGCUGGCUGCCGGCCCGGGCCCUGGUGGAAGACGCGCUGGCCAAGAGGUUCCAGGUGGACCAGAGUGGAGAGGUAGCGGAGCUGGCCAAGGGCGGGUGCCCCUGGAAGGAGCACCUGUUCUGCCUGGAAUCCGAGCUGCGCCCCCCCGCGGCCAUCGCCUUUGUUAUCUACACGGACCAGGCCGGACAGUGGCGGGUGCAGUGCGUGCCCAAGGAGCCCCGUUCGUUCCAAAGCCGGCUGCCCCUGCCAGAGCCCUGGCGGGGCCUGCGAGACGAGGCCCUGGACCGGGCCAGUGGGAUUCCUGGCUGCAUCUUUGUCCAUGCCAGCGGCUUCAUUGGGGGCCACCGCACCCGAGAGGGUGCUCUGGCCAUGGCCCGCGCCACCCUGGCUCAGCGCCCAGCACCCACGCCGCCUACAGAUCCCCAGGAUAAAUAAAGUU
This is a messenger RNA of Sorex fumeus (smoky shrew), 1168 nucleotides long. It is a transcript of the gene MYG1, whose product is annotated as MYG1 exonuclease. Gene Ontology annotation, cellular component: cytoplasm; nucleus. The record is from RefSeq and is a predicted model, not a curated record. The transcript has 7 exons. Lineage: Eukaryota; Metazoa; Chordata; Mammalia; Eulipotyphla; Soricidae. The coding region runs from base 1 to 1164 and encodes 387 amino acids.